AUGUUCCGCUCAAGUCGUUUGACUGACAGACUGACAAGUCAAUGUCUGUCAGUCAUCAAGAGAGUUGCUUAUACAUUAAGUGACGACAUUGAAAGAGGGAAAAAUGGAGAAAUCAAAAGUCGUGGUCUUGAUAUGUACUGUUCAAUCCUAAAUUCUAUCUCCAUUUUGACUCAAAAAUCUUUAUGCCAGCAGUUGAUCUUCUACUCAACUAAAAGUGCUACAACUUCAACUAUCACAGAAUCUUUGAUUUUAUAA
Molecule: messenger RNA, 255 nt
Organism: Clunio marinus
Lineage: Eukaryota; Metazoa; Arthropoda; Insecta; Diptera; Chironomidae
Source: the annotation of a GenBank genome assembly